CGUGUUUACGAGACGCCAGUGAUAAUUUCAGAUCUAAUUCCACAAAAAACAUGCGCCCUGACCGUAGACUCCCCCCUCAGUUGAUCCCUCUUGUGUUCCUGCUGGGCUCCUGCCGGGCGCUCCUGAGGACGGACCCUCCUCUUCUUCCCAAUCAUCCCUUCCUCUUUAUGUGGAACGCCCCGACUGAACUGUGUGAUAUUCGUUUCGCCAUGCCACUGGAUCUCUCCCACUUCCACUUGGUCAGCAGCACACUGAAAACUGCCACCAACCAGAGCAUCUCAAUCUUCUACACGGACCGCUUUGGUAUCUUCCCCUACGUGGACUUGGAGACUGGGGAGAUGUAUGAGGAUGGCCUGCCCCAGCUCAUCGACCUGCAGGAGCAUCACGAACUGGCAGAAGACGAUAUCGAAUAUUACAUUCCAUCACACCAGAAGGGCCUUGCUGUGUUGGACUUUGAGGAGUGGAGACCACAGUGGGUCAGGAACUGGGGAAGUAAAGACAUCUACCGACAGAUAUCCAUUGAAACAGUCAAGCAGAAAAAUGCAAGCCUGUCUGAUGAAGAGGCAGAAGAAAAAGCCAAGACUGUGUUCGAGCGAGCGGCCAGGCGGUACUUCAUCCGAUCCAUCCGCAUCGGGAAGAGGCUCAGGCCCAACCGACUGUGGGGGUACUAUCUGUAUCCUGACUGCUACAACUAUGACUACAACCAGGACAUGGCUGGCUUCACGGGGGAGUGUCCUGAAAUUGAGAAGGAGAGGAACAAUGCGCUCUGGUGGCUUUGGAACGAAUCUACAGCUUUGUUUCCUUCAAUUUACUUGGAGCUUGUGCUCAAGGAAUCAUGGCAAGCAAGACAGUUUGUCCGCCAUCGCAUCCAGGAAGCCAUGAGAGUCGCUACACUCCCGGAGAGCAACUACUCAAUCCCUGUCUACGCCUACAUUCGCCCUGUUUACAAGGACAGUGUUGACGACUACAUGUCUGAGAUCGAUCUGGUCAACACGAUUGGAGAAGCUGCUGCUCUUGGUGCUGCCGGAGUGGUUUCCUGGGGCGACAUGAAUGUCACUGACACAGAGGACUCAUGCUUUGAUGCACGGCGCCACCUGGAGAAAGUCAUGAACCAAUACAUUCUAAACGUAUCGACUGCGGCGGAGCACUGCAGUGAGGCCAUUUGUCAGAAGCGAGGUCGCUGUCUGAGGAAACGCUGGAACGACGACGUCUUCCUCCAUCUUGACCCGCGCCGCUACAGGAUUCAGCGGAACCGUCGAGGCGGUCCGCUGACGGUCAGUGGCGGCCUGUCGCAGGAUGACAUUAAUGCCUAUGACAAAAACUUUGACUGCCUGUGCUUUAGUGAGGGCCAGUGCAGGUCAGUCGUGAGCAUCAACGUGAUCCAGGACAACACCCUGAGAACCCGAGAUGCGUCUGACAACGCACAGGCUGUUGACCACUCACUUGCUCUCCUGUUGGGAAUCACUGUGCUGCUGCUGUCUUCCUCUUAA
Molecule: messenger RNA, 1490 nt
Organism: Synchiropus splendidus (mandarinfish)
Lineage: Eukaryota; Metazoa; Chordata; Actinopteri; Syngnathiformes; Callionymidae
Product: hyaluronidase-5-like
Exons: 4
Coding region: 51-1490 (479 amino acids)
Biological process (GO): carbohydrate metabolic process; hyaluronan catabolic process
Cellular component (GO): acrosomal vesicle
Molecular function (GO): hyalurononglucosaminidase activity
Source: RefSeq, a predicted model, not a curated record